Messenger RNA from Pogonomyrmex barbatus (red harvester ant), 2620 nucleotides. Its product is annotated as X-linked retinitis pigmentosa GTPase regulator. Lineage: Eukaryota; Metazoa; Arthropoda; Insecta; Hymenoptera; Formicidae. The record is from RefSeq and is a predicted model, not a curated record.
GAUACGUGACUUGAAAGCGCCAGCACCGGCGAGCAUGCCUGCUUACCUGGCUGUCAGUCGGCUGCAAGUUGCGCGGCGCAAGGUGCGAGCAUGGGCCUGCCGGACAUAGAGACCAUACCCGAGACUGGGGCGGUGUUCACGAUCGGCCGUAGCAGAUUUGCGGACAACAUUGCGUCGCAUUUUUUCAUACGCAAGGAUCCGGUCAUCAUCAUCGAAUGUGGAGAUGAACACUCCGCUGUUGUUUGUCAAACUGGCAGACUCUUUGUUUUUGGCAGUAACGAUUGGGGUCAACUAGGUUUAGGCCAUAAAAAUCACAUCAGCAAACCAUCGUGUGUAAAAAUUCUAAAACCGGAAAAAGUCACACAUGUGGCAUGUGGGCGAGCGCAUACUUUAAUAUGUACAGGAGCUCAAAAAAUCUUUGCGUGCGGUAGCAAUCAAGAAGGGCAAUUAGGUCGAGAAAAUUCCGUGAUAGGUGACAGUUCCAGUUCUCCAAUCUUAGUCUACGAUUGCGGACUCGCUGGACCUAGGAUUGUCCAAGUCGCAGCGGGAUCGCAUCAUUCGAUGGCUCUGACAAGUGACGGAGGAGUUAUCGCGUGGGGAAGCAACUUGGAGGGACAAUUGGGAUUGUCGGGAAUUUCAGGUUUGGUUAACAAGCCUACCAAAGUUCCCAUUCCCGAACCGGUAAAGGAGAUCAGCGCGGGAUAUUAUCAUUCAGCCUUCUUAACAGAAAGCGGUCUGGUUUAUGUUUGCGGCGAGUCGGAAAGUGGCAAACUCGGGAUCAACGUCAACUUUUCUACGCAAGUUGCCCCGAAGCAGAUGCAAUUGCCGGAGCCGGCACUUCAUAUCGCAUGCGGUGGUCAUCACACACUCGUGUUAGCAGAAAAUGGCAGUAUUUACUGUUCUGGCAGUAACGCUAGUGGACAACUCGGUAUGGGCACAAACAAUAAUGAAAUACAAACGCCAAAACUUCUUCCACGCGGGGCUCUUCAAAAUGAAAAGAUUAUCAAAAUCGCGUGCGGUGAAAGUCAUAGUGCUAUACUUACCGAGUCCGGCAAACUCUUUACAUGUGGUGACGGCCGACACGGAAAACUUGGUCUGGAAGAAAAUGAAAAUAACGUGCACGAAGUAACAUUUGCUGCCAAAUAUCAGGAACUUUUUGUUUCAGAUGUUGCUUGCGGGGGAUGUCAUACGAUAUUAGUUGGUCGAAGACAUGAGAUGGAUUAUCAAUCACAACGGCCGUCUGAUUCCAUAGAGCAAAGAAAAAACUCUUUACCUCCUUUAAAGCUUCCUGUAAAUAUGCAAAAUGAACAUCGAAUGGACAAUACAGAGAAAUCAACAGAUGAGAAGGACAAUUUACAUCAUGAUAAAAAUAGUGAAACAUCCAAAAAUAAUGACAUUCGAAUAAAUUCUUCAGAAGAUUCGCCAAAGGAAAAUACAGAUAUUGUCAAUAACGAAGAAAUUUCUCCGAAAAAUGACGAGAAAAUUGCAAGUCCUAAACUAUUUCCAAAAACUGCUUCAUUAGAAAGCUUGAAAGAAAAAGACCAGGUUGACAAUAAUGAAAAUCAUGAUAAUGAAAAUAUUGAAAGCAAAGAAAGUAAUGAGAGUAAAAAUAUUAAUGAAAAUAACGAAAGUCAGGAAAAUGAUAAAAAUAUGAAAAUGGCAGCGACAAUGGCACAGGAUGUUAAAGAAUCAUGCACGGAAAUGGCUUCAAGAAUAGAAGAGGAAGUGGAACAGAAAACAAUGACGAAUCCUAUAUUACCACCAAAACCACCAAGACUAAAAUCUGCAAGUAUCGAAGAUACGGAUAAUGAAACAGAAACUUUGAAGGAGAGUGAAGAGAAUAAAAACGAAAAAAAUAAUGAAGAGACAGAGACGAGCAGCGAACAAACUUCAAGUGCACAGACGACUGAAAAGUCAAAAUCAGCGAUUUCGAGGGAAGUUAUGGAAGCUAUUGAAAAUUCGAUAGAAAAGAUCGAUGAGGGUGAACAUACUGAAGAACCAGAGAAAGCGGAGAUGGAUGGUACGCAGGACGAUGCUGAUGUGGUGCAAUCUCCGGCGCCGCGAACAGCUAAGAUGGCAAAGUUAUUCAAAGGAAAACGACAACAACAAGCGCAGAAUGGAACUAAAAAGACAAGCAGUACAAUAAAUCUGAAAUCUAAGUCAAAAACAUGCACAAUCUUGUGAUCGAGAAAACUUCGCAGAGGGAUUAUAAUUCAUUAUAUUUUUAUAAAAUACUUAUGAUAUAUUCGUCGCUGAGACCAAAGUAUAUGGAACCGGAAAUCUCCAAAAAAGAAUAUAUAUCCAAAUCAAGUCUUUGUUAAUGAUUGCAUUUACAUAGAAUGCAUCAACAUAAAUCUUCUACAUUCUUUUACAUAUUGCAUCGAUUUUUCUUUCUCAUUUGAUUUCGUCGGCAACGAAAAAGUUUAAUAAAAAUGCUUGUAUCAAUAUAUUAUUAUUAGGCUUUGUAAAUAUGAGUCACGCAGACAAAUUGAUUAACAUACAUUUCCGAAAGACGCAUAAAUUUACAUAUUAUAGCAUAAAGUAGACGAGAGCUGAAUGUGUGAUCAAUGUACAGUGAUAUCUCUGGAUAAACAUAUUUUAUUAAAGUCCAAUUACAAAA